UCCAAGCGGAGGCGGGUUGUCUGCACUGCUAGCCCUACCGGUAGCCAAUGUAUUAAAUUGCAAAUAAUUGUGCCAGUAGGGCUGUGUGUCCAUUGCAGGAAAACCGGAAUGUCUUCCUGAGUGGUGGUUGACGCGCAGGCCUAGCCUUAGGUUUACUGAAGUAUCUACCAGCGUUUGACGCAGUCGAGUUUCUCUUUCCACUGGUUAAAGAGGACCUCGACAAAACAUGCAGACAAGUUAUACGAGUUAGGCGGUGGAGGAAGAAGAUCCACCAAAUCAGGAGAACGCUUAGGCAAUUUAUGAUAGAUCGAUGAUAGAAAGAACGAACGGGACUGUCGUAACAUAUUGAGUAUCGGCUAAUAGCUUCAAGGUGAUCAAAUAACGGUAGAACUGACAUCUGAAGUGUAAUGAUCGCCGUCAUGAGGAACUCCCUGUAGCUUCUUCCCUUCGGAUUGUGCCAUUGGUAGGAACGCAUCAGUCCUCGGCUCGUCAAUGGAGGACAUUCCAACCAACAAUUGUCUCUCGCCAACGUCGUCGUCGACAUCAUGGCAAGAUACCGUUCAAAUAGAGAAUCCAGGGACCGAUCAUACUUCAGUUCAACAAGACAAUGGUGGCGCUGGUGCAGAACCGUUUGGGAAAGGAUUGGUAGCUGUGUCGAUUGAGAGCACGAAGUGCAUUCUAUGUCUAGCUUCCUUUAAAUCAGCUGAGGAAUUGCGCGCUCAUAUUCGGAUUGUGCAUGCUAGGUCUGCAAGGCACAAACGACGAGUCAUCAUAAAGGAAAACGUAUCGAAUAACCCCGAUGAGCAGCAGGAAUUAAAACCAGAGAGGGCUCCGACUCCGUUAACGAGGGAAGGCGCAAAAAUUAAGCCGCCGCGUCGUAAGCGCCGAGCACCAGGAUUAAGUGGUUCUCAUGAAUGUUGUCAGUGUCGAAAGCGUUUUCAGCAGCUCGGACAUCUCCGCAACCAUCUUCGACUUCAUACAGGAGAACGUCCGUUUGUCUGCGAGAUCUGUGGUAAAGCUUUCCCCCAGUCCGGUCACCUUGUCUCACAUGUGAAUUCCCAUACAAACACAAGGCCUUACGAAUGCCAAUUUUGUAAGAAGAGAUUUACUCAAAGUGGGCAUUUACGGAAUCACGAACGGCUUCAUCUAGGUAUUCGGCCGUACCAGUGUGCUCAAUGUGAUAAAUCCUUUACCCAGUCCGGCCACCUAGUCAAUCAUUUGCGAUUGCACGAUGGCGAGAAGCCGUACAGAUGCUCUGUGUGCAAUCGACGAUUCACUCAAUCCGGACAUUUGGCCAGCCACGCAAAAAUGCACAAUAGUAGCAGGGGGCAUGAGUGCGGCAUCUGCCACAAAGGAUUUAUUCGAGCCGAACAUUUGAUAGAGCACCAGCGGAUACACUCCGAUCCUCGACCCUUUGUUUGCUCUUAUCCAAAUUGUGGUGCUCGAUUAUCGAAUGAUAGUUUGUUAUCGAUGCACAUACAAUUACAUCAGCCAGAGGAGGCAAGCACGACAUACAAGCGGCAUUGUACAAGCAGACCACCAAAGGCGACUGAGACCGUUGUCUCAAAAAGAAUUAUCCCGUUCUCGGCGCCCAAUAACGAUUGCAAGAGUCCGCAACGACAGAAACAAGGUGCAGACCAACACGAGGUAUCUGGCUUCCUCGACAACGCGAAUUUUGGCGGGUCCAACGGACUGAGUGGACAUCCAGUCAUCAUUCGGGUCGACCGAGAUACUUUUGCUUCUGAGGAGAGUCAAAUGGAGAAUAUGAGUACCGUUUCGUUGAAAGACCCACAAAUGCUGGAGGACGAUGGGAUCUGUAUGCCAACCGCAGUUGUGCCGGUGGCCAGAACAAAAGAAACGAGUAUGGAAGACUCAGAUGGCACCGAUGGCAGUGAGGAGAAAUGCUUAUUGGAACUUAUGUCCAGCCGUCCUGAACUAUCAGAUAUAAGUUUGACUACUAAAACGGUUGCGCCAGAUGAAUCAACGUAUUAUGAAGACAGCUUUGGACUGCUGUAAGUUACACUGGACGAGCUGUCGUACACCGGACGGGGAACGUCGCCGAAGGUUUCAAAACGUGAAAUCUGUCUACAGGGUCUUAUUAUUAUUAUAGUAGUCCUAGGAGGAGUAAGCGGAAUCUCGGGCAUUCCAGUGUUCCUACCACUACAGAGUACUAAUGUGUGUACUACAUAUAGUCAUGAAUAGAACAAGCGGCAUCAUCAAUAUCAAUCCUAUCACAAUCCUGGCUGUGGUAUUGUUGUCUGAAUACUAUCUACAUAGUUUUAUCAGUCGCAGUGGAUUUUCAAAAAUGUACAGGGUAUAAUGUUAUCAGUUGCGGUUUUUAGUAUUAAGCAGGCAAAAUUGUGAAGACUUUGGUAAUACCUCCCCCUACCUACCUACCUACCUACCUACCUUCCUCCCUCAUACGGGGGUGGUUUGACAAAAUUACCCCGGAUGAGGUACGAAAGUCUGACCACAUAAUUGUAAGCUUCGACCUAGUCUUGUCAUGUGUGGAAAAGCAGCUUCAAAUCAUUACGAAAUUGUUAACGAUAGGUAUAUUAGACGUGAGCGUCAUUACAAUUUUAACUAUUGUGGAUAUUUAUCAAGUGAACAUUUUAUCUGAACAGAUUAUCUAAAUAAUCGAAAUUACACAAUCGAUAAUAAGAUGCUUUCAACCUGAUCGUGUAACGGGACUAAAUAGAAAAAGAAAAAAA
Varroa destructor (honeybee mite) is the source of this 2711-nucleotide messenger RNA. RefSeq lists its product as uncharacterized. Gene Ontology annotation, biological process: regulation of gene expression. The record is from RefSeq and is a predicted model, not a curated record. Gene Ontology annotation, cellular component: nucleus. Lineage: Eukaryota; Metazoa; Arthropoda; Arachnida; Mesostigmata; Varroidae.